AUGGAAGACAAUGAAAAUAGGCUUCGGUUAAUUACCCUAGACGAACAAAACCCAUCAUUAUAUCAGAAUGAAUGGUUACAAAAACUGUUGGAUGAUAAUAAAACUAAGCCAUCAUUAAAUUUAUUUUAUGAACUAAUAAAUGAUGACGAUAUGAAAAUGAUCGCUAAGGAGAUGGCAAAUAAUAAAACUCGGAUUAUUCUCAACCUGUCUUGUAGUCCAAUAACAGCAAAAGGAUGUCAAUAUCUAUGCAAUGCACUAGAAAGGAAUUCAACGCUGGAAGCCCUUUUCCUUUGUGAUAAUCACUUGGGUGAUGAUGGAGCACAAUUCGUGUGGCAAUUAUUACUAGCAGAUAAAAAUAAAACAAUUCGAGCGAUUGAUUUAUCUUUAACUGAACUAACUGACAAUUGCAUUGACAAGAUUGUUGAGGUAAUGAAAACAGCUAGGAUACGUUACAUUGAUAUAGAAAAGAAUCAUCUAUCGAUAGAGGGUAAACAGCAACUUCGUCAAGCUGCAAUAGAUAAUAAUUAUACGGGAAAACUUUAUUUAUAA
Molecule: messenger RNA, 549 nt
Organism: Didymodactylos carnosus
Lineage: Eukaryota; Metazoa; Rotifera; Eurotatoria; Philodinida; Philodinidae
Source: the annotation of a GenBank genome assembly